CUGAGUGGAUAGUCGGCGUUAAGUUUUAGAGGUGUUGAAAAUUUUCGAUGUCAAAAGUAUUUAGAGAACUGAUUUGCAAAUUAUCAGUACUACCGGAGAUGGCAGACCUACUCUCACUCUCGUCUCCACUCGCACUCAGAAUUUGAUUAUCUCCCGCGAACAUACACGACGUUAACAAGAGAAAAGAAAAUGAGGUCUUCAAUCAAUCGUCCACCAACACCAGAUGCAGAGGAAGAUCAAGGAAAAGAGCCCACUCUUCAAGAAAUUAUCAACAUUAAGUUGAUUGAGAGUGGAGAGAAAGAACGAUUAAAGGAACUUUUGAGGGAAAGACUUAUAGAAUGUGGCUGGAGGGAUGAAAUGAAGGCUUUAUGCAGGGCAUUUACAAGGAAGAAGGGAAGGCACAAUGUUACUGUAGAUGACCUUGUACAUGUAAUCACCCCAAAGGGCCGAGCCUCAGUUCCUGAUUCUGUGAAAGCUGAACUUUUACAGCGUAUACGAGCUUUUCUUGUCUCAGCUUCUCUUUGAACGGAGACGACGCCUCCACCCUCCAGCUUGGUUUGGCAGUUUCUCCUAGAAGGGUUUCUAAAAUCCAGAAAGGAAUUAUUAGAGUUUCAGUGGAUAUGGCCUGUUGUUGAAUUAAGGUCGUGAUGGAAGAUGACUCCCUACCAUUGGUUAGAACUGCAUUGCAUGUUUCUUGGUUGGGUGAAAAAUGAAACUGUUAUUUUCUGUUCAUCAUCUCUGUUCUCUAAAGAGCUGUAUGUUGUUAAACGUCUGCAUGACCUAGGAAAACCCAUAUGAACAUAACCAAGGGGGUGUUCGCCAAUGUCUAAAUCUGAUUUUGUUUUCUAUAAACAAUAUAGUUUUUCAUAUUUUGCUGA
Messenger RNA from Nelumbo nucifera (sacred lotus), 878 nucleotides. RefSeq names its product transcription and mRNA export factor ENY2-like. The record is from RefSeq and is a predicted model, not a curated record. Gene Ontology annotation, molecular function: transcription coactivator activity. Lineage: Eukaryota; Viridiplantae; Streptophyta; Magnoliopsida; Proteales; Nelumbonaceae. Gene Ontology annotation, biological process: mRNA export from nucleus; positive regulation of DNA-templated transcription. Gene Ontology annotation, cellular component: nuclear pore; SAGA complex.